GUUGCAAAGCAAUGGAUUGCCCGUGAGGUUGCUGUGACUGUUAUAGUGAUGGGAGCCGAGGUUGAAGAGGUAGCGAUGGCAAAAUUAGUAAAGGCACUCAUCAAGGCAAAGAAAAAAAACUUUCCUUUGCUCAAAAACAAAGACUGCAUUGAGAACAAGUUAUUCAGAAUGCUUGAGAUAUGA
Molecule: messenger RNA, 183 nt
Organism: Funneliformis geosporum
Lineage: Eukaryota; Fungi; Glomeromycota; Glomeromycetes; Glomerales; Glomeraceae
Source: the annotation of a GenBank genome assembly